UGCCUAAACUCCACCUUCUCCGCAGAUUAAAAUGGACUCCCAGAUGACGAAGCAGGCGCUAAAUGAGAUUGAGACCAGGCACACGGAGAUCAUUAAGCUGGAAAACAGCAUUCGUGAGCUGCAUGACAUGUUCGUGGACAUGGCCAUGCUAGUGGAGAGCCAGGGGGAAAUGAUCGACAGAAUUGAAUACAAUGUGGAACACUCUGUCGACUACGUGGAGCGAGCUGUUUCUGACACCAAGAAGGCUGUGAAAUAUCAGAGCCAGGCUCGCAAGGUCAGUGCACGCGGAGAAUGACCGCGGAACGGCUAAGAAGUUAGCCA
Molecule: messenger RNA, 321 nt
Organism: Cynoglossus semilaevis (tongue sole)
Lineage: Eukaryota; Metazoa; Chordata; Actinopteri; Pleuronectiformes; Cynoglossidae
Product: syntaxin-1B-like
Exons: 2
Coding region: 32-295 (87 amino acids)
Biological process (GO): intracellular protein transport; exocytic insertion of neurotransmitter receptor to postsynaptic membrane; synaptic vesicle fusion to presynaptic active zone membrane
Cellular component (GO): plasma membrane; SNARE complex; endomembrane system
Molecular function (GO): SNAP receptor activity; SNARE binding
Source: RefSeq, a predicted model, not a curated record